Messenger RNA from Oncorhynchus nerka (sockeye salmon), 2999 nucleotides. Its product is annotated as serine/threonine-protein kinase WNK2-like. The transcript has 5 exons. Bases 83 to 2179 code for a protein of 698 amino acids. The record is from RefSeq and is a predicted model, not a curated record. NCBI's taxonomy places the organism in Eukaryota, Metazoa, Chordata, Actinopteri, Salmoniformes, Salmonidae.
UGGCAAAUAUAGUAAAAGGGAUAUUCUGGUAGGACGUAUGCCUACCAUUAGUUCUGAAUACUGGUGAGGUUUUGAGGGCAAAAUGGCUGUGAUGAUUGGAAUCGCUUUCAGAGUUUCUUGGCUUUGUUGCCUGCUAAUUGGAGGGAUAACGUGUUCUACAUCAGAAGGUGAUUGGUCUCCUGCACUGGAUUCUAAUGCAGCAUGGCUCUAUGCAGGAUCACUUCCGUCUCUAGGAUAUGGCAAUUAUAAGUCUCAGACAUCUCAACUGCAAGCGCAACAGAAACAUCCGGCCGCCAUCCUGCGGAAGGAACUGGCCCCCAUGUCCCAGCAACCUCGGCAAGUGUGGCAUCAAGCUAACAUGCUGCAGCAGAAGCAACCGCCCGCCGUGCCCCAGCAAGUGUGGCAUCAAGCUCACAUGCUGACGCAACCACCGACCGCCGUGCCCCAGCAAGUGUGGCAUCCAGCUCAAAUUCCCCUGCAGCAGAAGGAACCGACCGCCGUGCCCCAGCAAGUGUGGCAUCCAGCUCAAAUGCCCCUGCAGCAGAAGGAACCGACCGCCGUGCCCCAGCAAGUGUGGCAUCCUAAUCAAAUGCCCCAGAAGCAACGGAACGCCGUGCCCCAGCAAGUAUGGCAUCCUAAUAAAAUGCUGCAAAAGCAACCGACCGCCGUGCCCCAGCAAGUGUGGCAUCCAGCUCAAAUGCACCAGAAGCAACCGACUGCCAUGCCCCAGCAAGUGUGGAAUCCAUUUCACACACUGCAGAAGCAACCGACUGCCGUGCCCCAGCAAGUGUGGCAUCCUUCUCUAAUUCCCCUGCAGCAGAAGCAACCGACCGCCGUGCCCCAGCAAGUGUGGCAUCCAGCUCAAAUGCCCCAGAAGCAACCGACCGCCGUGCCCCAGCAAGUGUGGCAUCCUGCUCUAAUGCCCGUGCAGCAGAAGCAACCGACCGCCGUGCCCCAGCAAGUGUGGCAUCCAGCUCAAAUGCACCAGAAGCAACCGACUGCCAUGCCCCAGCAAGUGUGGAAUCCAUUUCACACACUGCAGAAGCAACCGACUGCCGUGCCCCAGCAAGUGUGGCAUCCAGCUCAAAUGCCCCAGAAGCAACCGACCGCCGUGCCCCAGCAAGUGUGGAAUCCUGCUCAAAUGCCCCUGCAGCAGAAGCAACCGACCGCCAUGCCCCUGCAGCAGAAGCAACCGACCGCCGUGCCCCAGCAAGUGUGGCAUCCUGCUCUAAUGCCCCUGCAGCAGAAGCAACCGACCGCCGUGCCCCAGCAAGUGUGGAAUCCAGUGCCCCAGCAAGUGUGGAAUCCAUUUCACACACUGCAGAAGCAACCGACUGCCAUGCCCCAGCAAGUGUGGCAUCCUACUCAAAUGCCCCUGCAGCAGAAGCAACCGACCGCCGUCCCCCAGCAAGUGUGGCAUCCUGCUCUAAUGCCCCUGCAGCCGAAGCAACUGACCGCCGUGCCCCAGCAAGUGUGGCAUCCUGCUCAAAUGCCCCUGCAGCAGAAGCAACCGACCGCCGUGCCCCAGCAAGUGUGGAAUCCAUUUCACACACUGCAGAAGCAACCGACCGCCGUGCCCCAGCAAGUGUGGCAUCCUACUCAAAUGCCCCUGCAGCAGAAGCAACCGACCGCCGUGCCCCAGCAAGUGUGGCAUCCUGCUCAAAUGCCCCUGCAGCAGAAGCAACCGACCGCCGUCCCCCAGCAAGUGUGGCAUCCUGCUCUAAUGCCCCUGCAGCCGAAGCAACCGACCGCCGUGCCCCAGCAAGUGUGGCAUCCUGCUCAAAUGCCCCUGCAGCAGAAGCAACCGACCGCCGUGCCCCAGCAAGUGUGGAAUCCAUUUCACACACUGCAGAAGCAACCGACCGCCGUGCCCCAGCAAGUGUGGCAUCCUACUCCAAUGCCCCUGCAGCAGAAGCAACCGACCGCCGUGCCCCAGCAAGUGUGGCAUCCUGAUCAAAUGCCCCUGCAGCAGAAGCAACCGACCGCCGUGCCCCAGCAAGUGUGGCAUCCUGCUCUAAUUCCCCUGCAGCAGAAGCAACUGACCGCCGUGCCCCAGCAAGUGUGGCAUCCUGCUCUAAUUCCCCUGCAGCAGAAGCAACCGACCGCCGUGCCCCAGCUGGGGUGGCAUCCUGCUCAGUUUCCCCAGCAGAAGCAACUAGCCCCUAUGCCCUACUGCUGAAGGAACCAACCACCAUAGCCCAGCAACCUCAGCAGGUGUGGCAUCCAGCUCAAAUGUCGAAGAAUCGAACAUCCACUGAACCUCAGCAGCAGAAGCAACCGGCCCCUGAACCUCAGCAGAAGGAACUGACCGCCAUGCCCCAGCAAAUGUGGUAUCGAGCUAAAAUGCUCCAACAGGAGAAUCAUCUGGCCGCCAUUGUCCAGCAGCCUCCGCAGGAACUGGCCGUCGAGCAGCAGCAGGAACUGGCCGUCGAGCAGCAGCAGCAGCAGGAACUGGCCGUCGAGCCCCAGCAGCAGAAGGAACUGGCCGUCGAGCCCCAGCAGCAGAAGGAACUGGCCGUCGAGCCCCAGCAAGUGAGGUAUCCAGCUCAAAUGGCCCAGCAGCAACCCAACCCCAUUCCUCAUCAAUUUUGGCAUGCAGCCCAAAUUUCCCAGCAGCAACUGGCCCCAAAUUCUCAGCAGAAGCACUACGAAAGCACUGAAGAUGGUGCCUCUGGUAAUUCUCAGGCCAGAGUUGUUGAACAGUCGGGUGUCAUCCCAAUCUCUUCCUACAGUUUCAAAUCGCACUACAAGAAUGGCAGAACUGGAGUCUCCCAAAUCAGCUACACUCCUAGGGAGGCAAUGCCUGUUGACAGUGGAAAUGCUCCCAAGGACGGUUAUGUUAGCAUUGGUGCACCAAGCAUAUAUCCAACACUAGUGAAGGAUUCUGCAAGGGAAAUAUAAUGGAUUCAUCCUCUAGAAGCUCUAAUGACCAGGAAGUUGCUGGUGCUCUUGCUACUCUAGUGUGAUGGAAUCAAUAAACAAUUUGACUUUAAAAAUGC